Ctenopharyngodon idella (grass carp) is the source of this 4829-nucleotide messenger RNA. RefSeq names its product SH3 and multiple ankyrin repeat domains protein 1-like. Gene Ontology annotation, cellular component: postsynaptic density; dendritic spine; postsynaptic membrane. The record is from RefSeq and is a predicted model, not a curated record. Gene Ontology annotation, molecular function: ionotropic glutamate receptor binding; synaptic receptor adaptor activity. Bases 848 to 1870 code for a protein of 340 amino acids. Lineage: Eukaryota; Metazoa; Chordata; Actinopteri; Cypriniformes; Xenocyprididae. The transcript is spliced from 3 exons.
AAAUGAAGAUCUUUUUGAUGAAGUCUGAGGGAUAUCUGUCCCUUCAUUGACUGCCUUUGCAACUACCAUUUUGACUCUUCAAAAAAAGUUCAUAAAGAUAUCGGAAAACUAAUCCAAAUGAAUCAAGCAGUUUGCUCCAAAUUUUCUGAAGAGACUUGAUCGCUUUUAAUGAUGAACAUAUUUAAUUUAGGCUUUUACUCGCAUGUAAACAUUGGUCAGCAAACAUGAGCAGAAUCUCAACAGAACCUGAAUGAUGCACAAGAACAAACCUCUCCCGGAAGCUCAAAGGUGCUGCAUAACACACGAGAAUGAACCUCACUGGUUAAGCAGCAUGUUUGAGCUUCCGGAAGAGGUUGAACUUGAAGCGUGAACUUUCUGAAGCAUCAAAGUGGUCAUUGCAAAGGCAAUUGCUCUUUCAAUGGAGGAACAGACAUCUCUCAGGAUUUCAUCAAAAAGAUCUUCAUUUGUGUUCCGAAGAUGAACAAAAGUCUUACGAGUUUGAACGACAUGAAGGUUAUUAAUGACAUAAUUUUCAUUUUGGGGUGAACUAACCCUUUAAUGUCUGCAUGGUGGCCUUGAAAGGAGGCAUGUGGCAUGAGAAUUUCUCAGCUGCAUGAGCAUUGUGUGAUUUGGGAUGUCAUAAGUCAUCAAAAUCUGAGCCAUUUAGUUAAAGGACUCCUUGGGUAUUUAGACUAAUCGUUAAUUUGCAACAGUGCUCUAGAAUAGUUUCGUAGCUGCCAUUUUUAUUAACAAUGUCUCAAACACCAAUGAACUCUGCGUGUGUACUGUGUAACUGUCUGUUUAAACUGUUCCUCUCUUUUUGUGAUUUCUGCUUAUUGCACUGUCCAUGUCCAUCUGUCUGUCGCACAUCAGACACAGGUUCUCAGAGGACUCUACAGGUGCACUGAGUCCUCCCUCUGUCCGCUCUAGCUCUCCAUCUCCUGUUCAUCUCUCUCAGCCUGCCUUGUCUCCCUCCCCCACCCCAUCCUCCCAACCUCUCUACCCAAACUGGGCUCGAUCUCCUUCCCCUCAGCCCCCUGCUGCCUCAUCCCAGCCUCCUCCCCGGUCCCACUCACCUGUUUCUCCCUCUUCAUAUUCACCGUACCCCACCUCGCCCAAACACAGGCCCGUUUACCGCACCAAAGCCCUGGAGUUCCAAUUUAUCCCCAGCCGAGAGUCUCGCAAGGCAGAGUCACAUCAUGCCCAGCGCAGACGAGCACCCAGCCCGUUAAUUUCUCCAUCUGACCGGCCCAAGCUUGGCCCUCCCCGUCCCUCUUCUCUUCCUAUUCUCCCCACCACGCCCCUCUAUAGCAGCCUGUAUGACCUCCGUGGUUCUAUUACUCCACCCUCACCUGCCAAUCCCCUUGGAGAUCCCUACUUCUCCCCCUCUCCCCCUCUCUUUGCCCCGUCGGGUGCUCCCCCGCCUCCAAAUUCCUCUCUGGUGGUCUCUCGCUCCCUGUCCCCCACCCACUUCCUGUCAGGGACUUCAUCCCCACCCCUCCACCCCAUUCCUCCACCCACUUGCCUAAGUUACCCUCACCUCCCGCCCCCUUCACCCACCAAACCCUUUGCCUCCAAACCACUCCCAUACUGGACCAAGUACGACGUUGCAGAUUGGCUGGGCUACCUGAACCUGGGUGAGCACAGGGAGCGUUUCCUAGACAACGAGAUAGAUGGCACGCACCUGCCCUCUCUUACCAAGGACGACUACCUGGACCUGGGUGUGACCAGGGUUGGCCAUCGCAUGAACAUAGAGAGGGCGCUCAGGAGAGUGAUGGACAGGCUGUCUUCUAGCACUUUCCCCAUUUCCGCCCUCUCCCCUCGAGAUGAACGGACAGACAGAAGGAGAGAUGAGGCCAACCGGAGUUGAGAGAUGAGGUGACAACUGCUGCCAUCAGAGAUUAUUCCCUGAAUGAAGAAAAACGCAGGUGACUUCGAUAUCAAACUGCCGGCUUGCAGAUGAAGUGAUACAGGAGAAAGAGAGAGAGUUGAAGGCCUGUCGAACUGUGAACGCCUGCGCUUACAUGUGUGAUUCAGUCAACGAAAACAUGAACACCCACAUACACAUCCAUACAUAUCAACAUUUAAAUAGAACACAUAGUAUGAGCUUGCAGGCACUCACAAGGUGAUCAAAAUGGAAAUAAUUGAAUGAAUCAAAUAGGGGAAUCUAACUCCAUGAGGAAAACCAAGGUUACAACAUGAGAAGGUAACACUACAUAUCUGAGCCAAAUAAUUUGAGGGAAACAAUCAAAAUGCUCUUUAGCUUUGUUGUUUUUCUGUAGUUCUUUAGGAAGAGAUAGGGAGAAAGAGAGAUAUUGAAACCUCCUUUGCUGUCUUUUCUCUUUUUCUCAGAUUUUGGGCCGAGUCUGUAUCACUAACAAAUAUUUACUAACGGUCUCAUUUUUAGAGCAGGUUCAAUGGAGACCAAUGCAGGGAGGGCAAGUACUGACAAACCUCCUGUCUGGCAUGACUAGGGAAGCCCUUAAAAUAGAGGUCAGUUUAACGGCAGGCACUUAUUUGGUAAGACUGUGUUUAUGCGUGGGUUCUUGUUGUUUGUUUGUUUGUUUGUUUGUGUGUGUGUGCGUGCGUGUGUGUGUGUGUGUGUGUGUGUGUGUAUGAUAAUGUGAAAGGUUAUCACUAGAGGCAUGACCGUGAUUUGUUAUGUGUUUUUACCUCACCAAUGGAGGGAUUCUAUUUUGCCGAAGCCAGAUUGGGGCUUGUGCUUAUCUUGUAUUUCACUAGAACUUCUUUACCUUCUCAUGUCUUAUAAUGAAAUUAUAUAUAUAUAUAUAUAUAUACACAUAUAUAUACACAGACUGGUCACUGUAUUACAAACCCGUAGCAAAAAUAAGUGCCCAGACCAACAGAAUAGACACACAAGCAUUCUACCACAUACACACAUGCAAACAGUACAUUCUCACCCUACUGAUAGCCACAUAUACAAACGUACGACAACACCUGUCGAUGACGAUACACUCAUCUUUUAUUUGUAUAACGUAAUGGGACACAGUAAAAUAUCUAUGUAUGGAUACAAGAUGAAGAUCAUGUUAAAACAAGCAAAAAAAUCUUUUAAAGAAGGAAGAUGAUACAACAUUGUAAAAAGAAAAGUAUAUAUAUAUAUAUAUAUAUAUACUGAAAAUUUAUCAACAUUUUUACCACAGACUCUCAAAAUAUAGAGGUGACUACGACUUCAGCAAAGCUAUUGACGAUAUCAAGGCUCCAUUUUAAAAGAGGAGACAACAUGGAGAAGAGGGAGAGGGAAAAACCAAACUGCCUGUAUUUCUCUGUUUCCAAGUCACUCUCCCUCUCUCCUUCCAAAAAACACUUUCUAUGGAGUGAAGGCAAGACGAACAUGCACUCUGACGUGUGAGGGAUAUGUGCUAAUAUGUUUUAAUACAAUUAUUGUUCCUAUAACAAUUUUUAAACUCUAAAUGGGUCUGGAAUUCUGUUGUUGAUUUAACAAGAGAUAAUGUUAUUUAUUGCAGUCACUGUUCUCAUCGUCCUUGCUGUUAUCGCUAUGAGCUGCAGUGUUUCUUGUUUGUUUCUGAGCGCAAAUGCUGGACAGGUGUUUAUUCUUGACAUCAUUUUUUUUUUUUUUUAGUUUGUGACCACAUGCAAUGUGUUCAGAUCUUUGGUACCUCUAGGACUUAAAUUAGAGACGAGACUUUCAUAUCUUACAAUGUCCCUCACCCUCCUGCUUUUCCUUUCCAAGAAAAAAUUGUGACAUCACUUUGUAUGCAAGGACUAUCAAGGAGUUUAUUGUCUGCGGCAGUAUAUGUAUACCCUUUACAUUCAUAUUGCCUCACACAAACUAAUAAGUAAAUCUAGUGACCUCCAGCCUUCAUCUCCCACAUCACAAAUAGUUGCUCAAUCAAUUAAAAGGGCUCCUCAUCCUCACAUUGCAUUUCGUUUCAUUAGUUAUUUCUCUUCUUUUCAUCUGCUGUCACCUUGAGUCCAAACCAUAUGUCACCUUUAUGUUACCUUCCUGUCUAUGUCUCUUUCAGGAUCAUCAGUAAAGAUUUCAACCCCUCCAUCUCCCUCUGCCCAUCUCAGAAUGAGUGUGGAUUCAUGCAUCAUUCAUCACAGCUCUCGGUUUACCAUAAUCACCAAUACCGGAUAAAAAGAUUGAAGAACUUAUUGUAUUUUUGAUGUUUAAGACUGGUAAGUAUAGUGAUGUUGAUAACAGUAAGGACAAUGAAAGAAAUUAUUCUGAUAUGGAAAAAAAGGAUUCCAAGUUUUAAAGAAUCUCUGUCUUCCAAAUGUUUAACAUGAGUUUAAUGUGUAAUCGAAUCAUGCUUUCUACACAUCCUGUGUUCUCUGUUGUCUCAUCUCACAGUCAAAUUCAUCAAACUGAUUUGCUUCAAUAACAGCUGGUGUUGUACCCUGAUGAAUGGUAAUUCUCACUUUCCUGUAUUGUCCACUAGGUGGAGUAAAAGUCAUACAGUUCUCUCUUCCCGGACAGUUUAAAUAUUUCAACUUCUAACAACAGAACAGUAUGCAGACAGCUUUUCACACUGCAGAAUUAUCCAUGAUCAUGCUGAGGAUCCAUGCACAUUGAAGAUCACAUAGCCAUUAAAGGGUCUGGACAUUGUGACCCAUGAAGAGGUCACAGAUUACACACAGGAACAAUUGAUGCAGAAGCUGUCCAGGGUGUGCAGAAAGCAUCUUUUUUCUUUUAAAUUGAAGAAAAUUAACUAUGAACAGAUAAGAGGUUAUUUACAAAUAUAUAUGUGUAUGCGAUUAUACAUAUUCAUAUACACAUAUGAAAUACAAAUGUUUAAGAAAUGAAUAAAGGCUAUUAGAAUUAUAAUAAAUGAUGCAGGAAUUAC